Messenger RNA from Scaptodrosophila lebanonensis, 3833 nucleotides. It is a transcript of the gene Nab2, whose product is annotated as zinc finger CCCH domain-containing protein 14. NCBI's taxonomy places the organism in Eukaryota, Metazoa, Arthropoda, Insecta, Diptera, Drosophilidae. Gene Ontology annotation, cellular component: cytoplasm; nucleus. The transcript is spliced from 7 exons. Gene Ontology annotation, molecular function: metal ion binding; poly(A) binding. Gene Ontology annotation, biological process: regulation of mRNA stability. Bases 289 to 3504 code for a protein of 1071 amino acids. The record is from RefSeq and is a predicted model, not a curated record.
UUUAUAUCUUAAUUUCAUGUUUAUUGCCCACCUUUAAUUUCAAUUAAUUGCAAAAAGGUAUUAGGUGCGACGGCCACCUUUACUACGUCAAAAGACGUCUGGACCGACAGCCGACAUACACUCUUGGUGCCAGCAGAUGCGAUAUUAUAUCGGAUUUUCACUGCGCACAGUGUUUUUCAUGUUGCACAUGUAACGAAGGCUCCAGCAGAAACAAAAUAAUUACGACUCGGCGAAGUUAAAUGUACGCACACAACUUUAAGCUGCAACGGUAGUUCACAAUUCGCUACUAUGGAUUGCAAUUUGGGCAGCGAAAUAGGCCAGAAGAUGCGCAGUGCCGUAAAGGCUAAGCUCCUGGAACUUGGUACUGGCGGCUCGGCUGGUUUUAUUGACGACGAAUUGCCGGACUACGUCAUGGUGAUGGUCGCAAAUAAGCGCACCAAACAGCAAAUGAAUGCAGAACUCAAUCUGUUCUUGGGCGAUCAAACGGACCUCUUUGUUACUUGGUUGCACGAAGUGCUUCAAAAGCUGCAGGAAGUGACACUGCCUGCAUCAAGUGCAGCCAGUAAAAAGCGGAAAUCAGAAAAGGCGAAGGAGAAAAAAGUUGGGAAAAAGGAAAAAAGAGGCCAUAGGAAAUCGGGCGAUGAUGCACAGCUUUAUCCGAUAUCCAACGAGCCGGCAACGUCAGAUGGCGUUCCGGUAAUUAACUCCAUCACUGACGUGUUCGCCGAGGAACUUUUGGAAAAAGCUAAAAAGACCUUGGAUGUGGAUACUGAUUUGAAGGAUGAAAUACUGCAAAAGAAAAAGAAGCGCAAAUCUUGCGAUGAACAACUACAUCAUAUGGCGGGUGCUUCAGAAGAAGGAUCGACAAAGCAAGAUUUUGAUAUACCAACUAUGUCGGAAAUCUCGUCGACCACUGCUGCAUCCAAAGACAACACUGACGGAGCAAUCUCAAGUGGCAAUCGUGAGAAAGAUCUAGCUGAAUUAGCCGAGAUACAGAGGAAAAUUUAUGCUGCCAAGAAACACCUGCGCAAAAUUGGUGAACUAGAAGCCGAUGAAGAAAUUGAUGAUGAUGAAGAUGAGGAUUUUAUAAACUUGAACGAGCAAGAAGAAUCUGUGGGCAAUGACGACGAGGAGUCCCAAAAAUCAACACAAGAGACGACGCGAAAAGUCAGGAGUCCUAUUAUUUUCAAAAAACGAGCAAAGACUCCCGAACCAGCGGCAACAAGCAAAGAGCAGGUCCCAACGACACGUGAUAAAGAGGUGGAGCGUCAGCCAGAGCACAAACCACGUGAACAGACCGAAAAAACUUCAGAGGAACGCAACGAACGGCGACCUGUGCACGAGCGCCUCGGUUCUAAGCCCCAGCCGCUGGAGCGAGUGCAACGAGUGCAAAAGCAGCUCUAUGUGCCCGCCCAUCGACGCCGCACCGAACAGGAGGCGGAAAGGCAGCGGAGCAGAGAACGCAUUCAACGAGAAAGGGAGCGCUCACGCGAACGUCGCAACAGUCGCGAACGAGAGCGACAAGACAGUCUGCGUGAAUCAGCCAGAAAUAGACGCUCUUCGCCGCUACCGCCUCCAAAGGACAAAGUUGUGCAGCGUUCGCUCUCCAGUGAAAAUACUAUAGUAAAGCAACGAGUUGUUUCGCGUGUCAUUGUGGCGCCCAACAAGACACCAGAACCAUCCGAUGAUGAGGAUUUGCUCGAGAAGCCUGUCAACUCAGUUAUCAAAAUUAAGCCCAGACCACAAGUGUCUCCUCGGCGACAAGCGUGUAAGAAUUUGCUGCUGCGUGCUGUAGCCGAUGCACAACGCUCAACAAUAUUGGCUAAGCCCUCCCCCACUUCAGCAUCGAAAAAAGACAACGAUGAGCCUGUGCUCAUAAGUGCGACGCUGGGCAAGCGUAAAGCCACUGAACGCUGCACAAACCCCACAAAUUAUCGUGAAGUGGAACGGGAACGUGCCAAACGUAGUGCACCCAACAACGAGCUCUUCAGACGUACCACGCGGGAGCUCGUCGUCAAUGUGCUGCAACACGAUAAGCGUUCAAGGGGUCGUGAACGUGAACACAUAAAAGCCAAACUAGUGGAGGAGGAAUAUGUACCGACACUGGGUAGGGACAAAUACAGUGCAGACCUUGAGCCUUAUGUACCCCAGAUUAUAGAUCCAACGGAUAUUGAUAUGCACCUGACUUCCAAUGAUGAGUCCAGCAUUGUUGGAGCUGGCCCAAAGACACAGUUCGUGGUCACCUUAAAUGGUGAAAAAUCAUUGGGUCCAUACCGGAAACGUUCAAGUGCCUCACGCAAACGCACACCCUCGCCCACAACGCCACAAGUGUCCUCAUCUUCAGCCGCCCAUAACAGUACUGAGCCUUCAUCUACCACAUCGUUGGGGGGCAACAGUCGUCGACGCAAACCCGAUGGGAAAUCCAGGGAGCGCAAUUCAUCGCAUUCACCGACUCUGAGCAACACGCCGCCGCCUUUGAUAUCACGCAGUCUGAAUCGCAGCGAAGUCUUGCGGCAGCCAACAGAAAUUAAGAAGAUCAUCAUAAAAAGCGAUACGGACGAGGAAGAUGAGCCAUCGCUACAAUCAAACAAGGGGAAUGGCUCGCCAAGAAAGCGCUCGGUCACAAAACGUCUGGGCUCCUCUGUGGUCGCUACUUCCUCAUCAUUACUAACAGUGGCGGCGACGGCUGCUAAUGGCUAUAACAAAUCUAAAACUAAGCAGGAAGAACGAUCAACUACGCCACCACUGCCACCCAAAAAGCUGGCUGACAAACGGAGUGCCAGCAAGGAGGAAUUUCUGACGGCAGCAGAGCCAGCACUUCCGCAGAAAAACAAACACACGCCAAUACGUUUCACCUUAAAGAAUGAUGAGGAACUAGUGCCGCAGAAAAAACGGCGUUCCGAUAGUCAGGAGGAGCGUGACAAGCCUGUCCGUGAUACGUCAACGGAACGCCGCAAAAUUUCAAUACGCACAGCCGAGGACCGAAAAUAUGAUAAUCUCCCGGCAUUAAGCGCAGUUAGUGUGGACUCUACAGUUUUGAAGGUGUCUAAACCGAAGGAACGCUGCAUAUAUCAUCCGAAUUGCACUAAACAGUUCUGUGAAUACUACCAUCCGACGGCGCCCUGUAAAUCGUUCCCCAAUUGCAAGUUUGCCGACAAGUGUAUGUAUUCCCAUCCAAAGUGCAAGUUCGACAUGGCUUGCAUGAGCGUCGACUGCAAUUAUGCACAUAGUGGCCCGCGUGAUCUCAGUCACGUACAGCUGACAGCACCGCCUUUAUCCUCACACGUUAUACCGGUGCAAAACUACAAAUCUAUCUCGGCACCAAUCACCACAACUACGGCGACCACGAUGUGUAAAUAUUAUCCGAACUGCACCAACUUGGGGUGCACUUUCUAUCAUCCGAAGCCGUGCCGGUACGGCAAGAACUGCAUCAAUAAGCUGGAGUGCGUCUUUUACCAUCCGGAAAUGCAGAGCAAAUUCAAAUGGGUCGCCUCAUUGGGCUAGGAUACGACCAUAAUUUGCGUUCUCUAGACCAAAGCACCAGCCAAGCUCGUUGAAGCCAUCUUGAGCGAAGGGCCUUUUCAGCAAUUAUGGAUAUUAUAUUAUUCGUUUUGAGCUAUGUUUUUAAUUUAUCCACGGAGAGUUAUACUGGAAUUAUGUUUUCAAUCAUCCAUGAUUGAUUAGGCAUACAACUAUUUAAUAUUUUAUUUAGAAGUUAGUGCACGCAUCUCCUAACAUUGUUGUAAAGCGAAUAGAAGAUAAAAGAACUGCAUACGUUUUACAUCAUUUAAGCAAUUAUAAACACGUCAUGCUAAAGUCGACAAAUAAAAUUA